This is a messenger RNA of Helianthus annuus (common sunflower), 835 nucleotides long. Its product is annotated as putative B3 domain-containing protein At3g49610. The transcript has a single exon. NCBI's taxonomy places the organism in Eukaryota, Viridiplantae, Streptophyta, Magnoliopsida, Asterales, Asteraceae. Gene Ontology annotation, molecular function: DNA binding. Bases 125 to 835 code for a protein of 236 amino acids. The record is from RefSeq and is a predicted model, not a curated record.
CAUCAUAAUCUCAACCCUCCCAUUUAUUUAACUCAUCUUUUACUUGGAUUCCAAGUUUAAAAAACAAUAUAAUUACCCCACUACUCGAUCAAUCUUCUUCAUUUUAAUUUCACAAGCUCCGUCAAUGGCGAAACUCACCAAAACCGAGUACUUGAAACAACAAAAGGGCAGACUACACAUCGCCAACUUCUUGGCUGCGAUGAACUAUCAUGAUGAUGAUCUUCAAACAACCAUCAAGAUCAUGCGCCACAAACUUCUUGAGAUUCAACAAAGGGAAUCAUCUGCUGUCAUCAACAAACCUCAAACAGUUCGAAAGAUUAUUUUCAAGUUCGGUGGAUCAAAAACACUUCUUCAUAAACACGAUGACAUGGAAAAAGAUUCAAGAAACGCGUCACAUUCGGAAACCCUAAUGUGUAAGCGACAGAAGAAAAGCGAGGAGGGUGUGAUGGAUUUUAUAAAAAGUGUGGGUGGGUCGGAGGCUGAGUUUGUGAUCGAGAAGAGGCUCACGGUUUCGGAUGUGACCCCGAACCAGGGGCGGCUGCUGAUCCCGGUGUUACAACUCAAGAAUAAGAAGGGUUUCUUGACGGCGGAUGAGGAAACAAUGAUGGGAAAGAAAGAAGACGUAAGUGUGUGGGUGUUUGAUCCCGAAAGGCGUAAAUCGACAUUGAAUCUGGCAAAGUGGCAGAUGAGUAAAGAAUGCUAUGUGUUGAAAACCAACUGGAACCAUGUGGUCAAGACAAAUGGGUUCAAGGAAGAGAUGGUGAUACGGGUUUUGUCCUUUAGAGUUGACCAUCAACUUUGUUUUCUGCUUGAUCGUGUUUGUAGAAAUAUAUGA